AUGGAGCCGACUCUUACCUUCAUGUCGUCCGACGAUACUGCCACCACCUACGAGAAGAAGUGUCCUGAAACAACUACUCCAACUCCUACACCUUCGUCGACGUACUUGUCCGAAGAAUCAGCACGAGAAGCGUCUCUCGACAGCAUGAUAUCCUGGGCGCGGUCAUUCUACAAAACCGCCGUACCAAUAGAGACACCAGAAGCAGAAAUCGACGGUUGCAUUCCUUUCACCAUGCUUCAAGGCCCCGAGACAUGGGAGUACCACAUGACCAUGCCGAGUGCAAUAACCAGGAACGGUGCUUGUUCAUGGACGGGUGUGCUAACCGAAGUCCCCGUCACGUGCGACGCGGAUUAUUACGAUGAGAAAUAUUCUAUUCUAAGUGGAACACCCACGGUUUUCUCGCAAUCGGAAUUGAGAGCAUGGACAGAUCUGAAGUUUGCUAUGGCUACUAUCGUGGGCGCUACGUCCACACCCACACCGGCAAGCACGGGUGACGCGAGUGGGGCUGAGGAAACUGGGGUAGAGGCUUCGGACAGCGAAGGACGGGCGCCGGGUAUGCCGCUGCCGACUGGCGCGAUGAUGAUGGCCGGUGGAGCAGCAGCGUUUGGUGGAGUGGCUUGGGGAUUCUAA
This is a messenger RNA of Alternaria arbusti, 630 nucleotides long. RefSeq lists its product as uncharacterized. The coding region runs from base 1 to 630 and encodes 209 amino acids. Lineage: Eukaryota; Fungi; Ascomycota; Dothideomycetes; Pleosporales; Pleosporaceae. The transcript has 2 exons. The record is from RefSeq and is a predicted model, not a curated record.